GAGGAGGCACAGAAAAGGGCUUUUCAACAAUUGCAAGCGGCUAAGGAUUUCCGCACUCAGCAUGUAUCGCGCAAUAUCAUUCUGGUCCAAGCGGAACUGGCUCGGCUUACUGCCAUCGAGCUGGACAAUCGACAGCGACGCACUGACGAGCGAUCUGAGGCGGCUGGAAAUGCUCUUCUGGCGGCAAGGACGCGUUUGCUUGACUUGCUGACUCAAUUAUUCGAGGAGCGCAGCAAGCGCGAGGUGGAGCUUAAAAAGCGUUUGGCUUAUCAUUCCAAAUUCAUAACUUGA
Molecule: messenger RNA, 291 nt
Organism: Protopolystoma xenopodis
Lineage: Eukaryota; Metazoa; Platyhelminthes; Monogenea; Polystomatidea; Polystomatidae
Source: the annotation of a GenBank genome assembly